UUUUGUUUCUUAUUUGUUUUUUUUUCUUUGAUCUUCGUUGCUCAGACUCUCUCGCUUCGCUGCAGACAUGAUGGACUACGACUUGUUUGACACUGUGACGCCCAGAUCGUCCUUUGGUGGUUCGCCACUCAACGACUCUGGCGAGCUCGUCGACAGUCCAGCCGCAAUCGCAGCACAGCAACAACAGCAGCAGACCGAGCCGCAACAAGCAGCAGCAGCAGCAGCAGCAGCAGCAGCAGCAGGGCAGGCGACCAGCGCAAGUAGGAUUGGCGACGGGAGCAACCCAGCCAUUGCCACUGCCACUGCCACCCAUCACAGCACCGGCGCCGGAGCCCAGGUCGCCGCUGCUGCUGCUACUGCUGCUGCUGCAGAGGUCGAAGCACCCGACGCCGACGCCGACGACAGAGACGAGUCCAACGCGACUCCAUACGUCAUUGAGACGGCCGCCCCGCCAACGUACGACGAAGACCUCGUCGAGAACGCCUUCUUCCAGACGCUCAAGAACAAGCAUCGCAAGCUGUACACGCGCGCGGCGGACAAGCGCCAUGUCAUUCUCGUGCCCCGGAGCGGAACCGUCGCUGCUGCGGCAUUGACCAAGGAGCUGAUCGAGUCGCACGUCGCAAGCCCAGCCAUGACAAGUAGUAGUAGCAGUAGCAGUGGCAGUGGUAGUAGCAGCAGUACUGCUAUUAGUAGCAGUGGAAAUGGCUCUAAUGCUGUGACUGCUCCCACUGCGGCGCCUGGAACGCCAACAGCAAGCACGGAUGGAGGUCCGACGAACAAGCAUUCUCAGAGCUCAGAUUCGCUCGUGUUCGACACGGCCAACCAGCGCAAAAUCCGCAUUGAUAAUGCGCGACGGACUGUCGUGACAGAUGCAGGGUUUCGCACGAGGAUUGAAGCAACCAUCCUCUUUGAGGAGAGCUUUUACAACACCCGCGACGAAAGCUUCCGAGUCUUGUGCUUGUCCCGCCCGCUGCUCCCGGUCGCCGGCGACGGCAAAUCCCAAAACUCUGCGUCAUCGGGCAGCAGUGACACUGCAUCUGCGCUGGGCGCCGCCCUGCAAUUCCAGACGUACGAAGAGUGCUCCAAUUUCCUCUGGUCCGACCCCGAAAACACACCCACCUUCUUUCGCAUCACAGAAUCCAUCAGCCUCUUCAACGCCAGCUUCCAGUUCAUGGCACACUCGCUCCGCCAUACAAUCGACGCGGCACACACCAUUUACACACGAGGCAUGCAGGCAAUGCUCACCACCCGCAUCGGCGCGCAGGCACGCUCCAACACUGCAAUGAUGACUGCGCUCAAGCUUUCUCUCGAAACGUACAUUCUCGACGGCAUCUACCUCAAAAUCUUUGACGGCGCCUGCUCCACCUUUGCGCAUCUGGACACCUCGUUCAACCGCAAAACUCGAGCCUUGCUCGACUUGUCCGACAAAGACAUGGAUGUGCCCGCAGAGCUGGGUCUCGGCAUCUCCAGCGCCGUUGCGAACAUUGCACGCCUAAACAUGGUCAAGACCCCACUCGAAAAGCUGCACGUCCUCCGGAAGAGCAUUGCGGCGAUCACGGCCACACCAGCUGCCGGCACGAAAUCGGCCUCCUCGCCGCCACUCGUGCUCUCCACGGACGAUCUCUUGCCCAUUUUGAUUCUCAUCGUCAUCCGCUCUGACAUUCCCAACUGGCACGCCAACCUGUGGUACACCCAAAGCUUCCGGUUUGCCAGCAACGGCACGGACGCGUUUGCCUUCACCUUGGCGUCCUUCCAAGCUGCAGUUGAGCACAUCAAGAGCGACGAGUUUGCGCGGUUUGCUACAGAGCGACUUGGCUUGAACAUUGGCACGUCGCACGCUGGGCAAGGUCACGCAUCAUCCGGGCGGAAUCGUGAAAUUGCCGAGUUGCUUGGUCACGCAGACGCGUUGCCUGGGACUGCGUCGGAGGCCGUGUCUGCAGACGCAUCAUCGACCACGUUGCAGCCUCCUCGAAACAGGGCGCACUCUGAAAUUCCUGGACUCUGGAGCUCGGGAGGCGCUGGCUCGGUUGCCACCAGUGUCGCCACGUCUCCAAGCACGGCUGCUGCUAGUGGUGGUGGCGCUGCGGUGUCGCCGGCGCGACGCACUUUCAGCUUUAGUGACGCAUUGCAACCCAGUUCACAGCAGCCCAAUCUCAAAAAGAAGGAUAAUAUCGACAUUCUGGUGGCACACAUGCUCCGUGGCGGGCGCGCCGCCGUUGAGUCGUUUUUCAAGAAGGUCAACAGCAACCAGUUGCCAGAAGUUCGUGCUAUUUUGGCCGCCGCUUCGUUAGGGCGUCGCGCGUCUUCCAUGCUGCAGUUAAACUCUAUCGGCGCCGACGCAUCGACCUCGCCCACCCAUCGCGUCAUCACGCGUGAAGAAGUCGAGUCAACGCUGUGUCACCCACUCUGCGACUGUGCCAAAUGCCAAGCCACGCUGGCCACUGUUGGUCGCCCGCACGAUGCGCCAGACGCUCCGGUCGACGAUGAUCCCAUCGAUCUUGAUUCGAGCAUUACCGUGUACUCUCGUGAUGGCGAAGGCUGCACUGCUUUGCACGUCGCUGCUCGCCUUGGGCAUGUCGACAUGGUCAAGACGUUGAUUGAGUUUGGCGCGAUUGUGAAUGCAGCCAACUACAUGGGUCUGACCCCGCUGCACUCUGCCUGUCAACGAAAUCACCUGGACGUUGUCAAGGUGCUGCUCAGCAAGGGUGCAGACCUCUCGCUAGCAGACCACGAGGGCAACACGUCGCUCCAUUUUGCUGCGCUGCAUGGCCACCUCGACUGCGUCAAAGAACUCGUUCGAAAUGAAGCCCGAGGUGUCAAUGCCCUGACCCAUGUCGUUGAUGUAAAUAUGACCAAUGGGCGCGGCAACACGGCCUUGCAUCUUGCCUCCAAAUGGGGCUUUAUCGACAUUGUCCAGGUGUUGCUGCGCCACGGUGCGAUGGCGGCCCUGCGCAACAGCCGGCAUGAAACUCCGUUGCAGUGUGCCCAGAACAAGAAGAUCGCUGAUCUGAUUCGCACCGAAACAGAAGACGACCCGGUCAGUGUCGAAGGGUUUGACGAGCAAGUGAGCGCACAGCAAGCGGCUGCCUUUCCGACUCGUCCUUCGACUCUAACCCGUAGCGCGACUUCUGCAAUGUUGAAACCAGCCGGAUUGAGUAGCUCUGCCGGCUUCGUGAGCUCCCCGGCAACGGCAGCUGACGGCGCCCGAAACGCGUCAACCCUGCGCCGCACAUUGACGCAGCCGGCGCUGUCCAACGAUAUUCGCGCCUCAUUGGUACCAGAGACCCUGUCAGAGCCAGCUAAUGCAGACCCGGCGGACACCAACACGGCCGUCUCAGAAGCACAGCGACGGCACGAGGCUGAAAUGGAAUCGCUCUUCAGGGCCAUCGACGACGAUGACAUUGCUCUCUUCAAGUUCCGUCUGAGCAUUAUUGACGCCGAGGAUGGGAGCGGGCCCACGGUUCGAGUUGCCCCGACGGAUGCCGUGCUGCUCAUGUGCCAUCCUCUUUGUCAAUGUGACAAGUGCUCCAUGCUCCAGUCGCAGCCGUCAACCGUGCUGGACAUUAACAGCACUUUCCACGAUGGCAUCACCGCCCUCCACUAUGCAUCUCUCCACGGCCACGAUGACAUUGUGGAGGUGCUGGUGAAAUGCGGCGCGGCUGUGAACAUGAGAAAUGCUCACGGACACACCCCGUUGCACUUUGCUUGCCAGUACAACCACAAGGUGGCUGUCGCAAAGCUUCUCAAUGCAUCCGCCAAAUUCAACGUGAAGGACCGCAACGGCAAUACACCGCUGCACUUUUGCGCUGGCAAUGGUCACGUCGAGUGUGCCGAGUUGCUGCUCGAGAAGGGCGCCAGCGUCAACGUUCCCAACAAGCGAGGUGAUACGGCGCUACACACUGCCUCUCGCUGGGGCUUUGGGAGCUUUGUAGUGCUGCUGUUGCAGCAUGGAGCCUCCACAACGCUGCAAAACGAGCGAGGCCAAACCCCGCUGCAAUGUGCCAAGAGCGAGCAAGUCAUGACGUUGAUUCUGAAUGCUGCUGCGCAAGCAAAGUUUGCCGCCGACGCUGCCGUCAGCAGCAGCAGCAGCAGCGAUUCUUCCUUCACCGCCGACUCGUCGGCUUCUUCCAGUGCUAGCGAUGCGCUUGCCAGCAUUGUUCAAAACUCGCCAGCCGUGCUGCGCCCCAAUGUUGUUCGCGAAAUGACAGCUACAGGACCUUCUGCUGCCGGUGGUGCCACUGACGCUACUUUUGCUGCCACUGCAACAACAUCUGGACCACCUUCGCCGGCGCUCGCGACGGAUCGCCCACGCGGCAGCAUUCCCGCAUCACCUCCAGUCAGGGCCGAAUCCAGCUCUCCGCUGCGCCGUGGCUCCAGCAAUGCCGGAGGCGUGCCGCAGUUUGAGCAAGACUUGGAGCCAGUCCCGCGACGUUCUCGCACCGAAUCGCUCAUCACGAUGCGAAGUCACAAUCGCAGUCCUUUCAACGAACGUUUGGACGAUCCUCUGGCAUCGAGUGGAUCCACGCUUGGCGGUUCCUUUUCAUCGUCGUCGAGGUCACAAUCUGCUAGUUUUGCCGAGGCCCCGACCAGCCCGAGCGCGGCGGCGGCGUCACCAUCCCCGCUCAGCACAGCAACAACAACAACAACACCAACAACAACAACGGCAGCAGCAGCUUCUGCAGCCACCACGCCGACCUUCUUCAGAACCAAUGGCUUUAUGCCAGCCAUGAAAGGUCGGCCACAGCAGUCGGCCGUGACUGGCGUCCCAAGCAGCACCACGGAAUUUGUCGACCUGUCCAGCUCCGCGACCACGGCCGUUGCUGCGACGGCUGCGAUCGCAAACACCCAAUCCGCUCCUCUUCUUCCUCUUCCUCCUCCUCCUCCAACUACGCUGCCGGGAUCCGGACCGGCUGCCUCGCCCUCAAUGAAGUCGAGCCAAACUCGCAGCCGAGCUGCAAGCUCCACCACGUCUGCCGCAGGGGUGUCGUUCCCAGCACUGUCCCCGGCCUCGUCCGGAAUCGCAGAGGCUGCGAGCGAGGCACAUCCACCUCCGGUUCAGCGGCAGUCGUCCACGGGCUCGAGCACGCGCGCGUCCAACAUUGGGCUUGGGGAUAUUUUCAACAUUAUGGAAACCAGCGACUUGGCCCAAGGGCACGCGCAGAUCAUGGCGUCCAUUGGCAACUUUAAUCGCACCAAUCUCAAGCGGCCCAAACUCACCCGCGACCAAAGUGCGCCAUUCAUCGAUGGCCACCUCAAGCUCGCGCUGUCCAUCAACAAGUUUGACACGGCCCGUCUGAAGCGCACCACGACACGCGAGAAGGUACUUCCUGCACUCUCCAAUGUUCCUGCAGAGCUACUCGGCGAUGCCCAGGAUCCCCAGACCACGCCAAAAGCCUUUGCUUCCACUGACGACGAGUAACCAUUGUUUUUGUGUUGAUUUGUGUCAAAAAAGAAGAAAAAAAUUAAUAAUCAGUAAAUUUGAGCGUUAUGUGAAAGAUUCUGACGAUGGUUGUUCGAUUCAAAUGCAAAGAUACAAAACAAAA
This is a messenger RNA of Capsaspora owczarzaki ATCC 30864, 5543 nucleotides long. Its product is annotated as muscle ankyrin repeat protein 3. NCBI's taxonomy places the organism in Eukaryota, Filasterea, Ministeriida, Capsasporidae. Gene Ontology annotation, molecular function: SNARE binding; guanyl-nucleotide exchange factor activity. Gene Ontology annotation, biological process: neuron projection morphogenesis; early endosome to late endosome transport. Bases 68 to 5419 code for a protein of 1783 amino acids. The transcript has 3 exons. Gene Ontology annotation, cellular component: late endosome; tubular endosome; early endosome. The record is from RefSeq and is a predicted model, not a curated record.